This is a messenger RNA of Arabidopsis arenosa, 906 nucleotides long. The record is from the annotation of a GenBank genome assembly. NCBI's taxonomy places the organism in Eukaryota, Viridiplantae, Streptophyta, Magnoliopsida, Brassicales, Brassicaceae.
CGAUACAAAGAAAAAGAACCUCGACGAUGAUUUUCUGAUCCCAGAAAAAGGGAGAAAUGGAGAGAUACCAAAAUCUAAUGGUAGAAGAAGCUUUCUCGAAGAAUCGUCUUUACCCAUUUGCUUGCAAUGAACUAAGCUCCAUUUUGAAUCUUGCUUACUCUCGAUUACCCAAAAAUGUCAAAGCUUUGAUCUUUCGUGAUACCCUCUCCGCUUUUCGUCUUCUUCCCGACAUCAAUACAUCAGCUGCUGUUUCAGCCGCUAACCUUCUCCUGAAGAGCGUAGAAGCUGUGCUCCCCAAACAGAAGAAGAAUUUAGCCAUUGUAGAAUUCAAGCAGGCAAAAGUAGCACUAAAGAGACGCAGUAAGAGCCAUGAGGAAAAAGAUAUAGAUAUUCCUUCACUUCCACAAGAUAUCCUUAUUCACAUCUUCAGUUUCCUCGAUGUAUCGUCCUUACUUUCCUCAGCUCAAGUGUCUCGCUCAUGGAACCAAGCAACGCAUGAGAACUCUCUGUGGCAAACACAAUUUGACCUUCACUUCAAUCAAAAAGUCUUGAUUCGUAUUCAGUCCGGUAUUGACUGGAGAGAAGCCUUCAAGAAAGCAUUUAUCGCGGCUAAUUCAUCAAAGGCGUUGAGAUCUGGCCGGGGAUACUGCAGUUACUGUGAUUCUAUUGUUUGGCACGACGACUUGAGAUGUGCAAACAAACAAUGUCGAUUGAAAUCAGGCAACAAGCCACUCGACCUCAUAUCAACUCACCAGGUUGUCAACUAUUUACUGGGGAUAGAGAGUUCUGAUGAUGAAAGCGAAUCAGACGAUGAAGCCUUUCCUGGACGACUAUGGAAACUUUCUUACGUAUAAACAAAACAUUCAUACAUCACUUGUAAAUCAUCACUAAAGAGAAAUAUAUUUC